Cucurbita moschata (crookneck pumpkin) is the source of this 645-nucleotide messenger RNA. RefSeq names its product histone H3.2. Gene Ontology annotation, cellular component: nucleosome. Lineage: Eukaryota; Viridiplantae; Streptophyta; Magnoliopsida; Cucurbitales; Cucurbitaceae. The record is from RefSeq and is a predicted model, not a curated record. The coding region runs from base 83 to 493 and encodes 136 amino acids. Gene Ontology annotation, molecular function: DNA binding; structural constituent of chromatin; protein heterodimerization activity. The transcript has a single exon.
AAAACCCUAUUUCUCCGCACUUCAGUUUCAGCAUUCUCAAGCACGAGUUGAACUACGAAUUCCCUUGAGAUCUUCCUCACUAAUGGCUCGGACUAAGCAAACUGCUAGGAAAUCCACCGGAGGAAAGGCUCCGAGGAAGCAACUUGCAACCAAGGCUGCUAGGAAAUCGGCUCCGGCGACCGGCGGAGUGAAGAAGCCACACAGGUUCAGGCCGGGGACGGUGGCGUUGAGAGAGAUCCGCAAGUAUCAGAAGAGUACGGAGCUUCUCAUUAGGAAGCUUCCGUUUCAAAGAUUGGUGAGGGAAAUUGCUCAAGAUUUCAAGACUGACCUUCGUUUCCAGAGCAGCGCUGUAGCGGCUCUUCAGGAGGCUGCUGAGGCGUAUCUCGUUGGUCUCUUCGAAGAUACAAAUCUUUGUGCCAUUCAUGCUAAGAGAGUCACCAUUAUGCCCAAGGAUAUCCAGCUCGCUAGAAGAAUUAGAGGCGAGAGGGCUUAAGUCUAGUUGUCUAUCCAUCUGCAUCUAGUUAAAGAAAUCGAGUUCUUAAUCCUGUCUGAUGAAUUCACUCUGUAAAAUUUGCUUUAAAUUAAUGGCCAUUUGAAAUUUCACUGUUCAAGUGUCUGUUGAAUAUAAAAUUCUUAUGUGAUUUA